AUGACAGAAACGCAUGCAAAAGAUAAUGGAUCAACGAGCGCCAAUGGAUUCGAGAAAGAGACAAGUGUUGCCUCGAACGAAACGCUAGUGUCGCUGGACGACUAUAUCAACAAUGCAUUGGCUUCACAUAUGCAACAGUUUUUCACGGGAAACAUGCAAUCCCUUGGUAAUAAUAAUAUUGGACACAGUACCAACUCAUCUUCAUUGAUUCUUUCGAGAGAUCUUGGAAUGGACACGAUUUUAGAUCGUUUGAAAAAUGAUGGAAUAAUUGCGGAAGCUGGAAAUGCGCGUCAGUCGCAACAGUCGUCGUUCUCAGCCUGGUCAUUUGCGGAGGGCUUGAUCGUGGGACAAGCUAGCGUUAUUUUAGUUCUCAUAUUUUUCAUCAAAUUCUUUAUCUUUAGCGAGGGUCCUUUGAAAAACGAAAGAUCAGACGCUUCAAUGUCAAACGCAAAUUCCAACAAAUCUGCUUUUAGUGCUCCCCCCUUGAUCUCGACGACAACGUCACAGUUUCUGUCGUCAAUCAUCAAACGCAGGGACGAUAGUCAGUUCAAAAACGCAGAAGAGAAUGACAUGCGGUUUUCUCUGAUUAAUUCGAUUCUAGAAAAGACCUACUAUAAUGUUGACACGCAUGCACCAGAGUCCUUAGAUUGGUUUAACGUACUCAUCGCGCAGGCAAUUCAACAGAUUCGACAGGAAGCAUUACAAAAGGACAAUAUUGUUCAUUUUUUGAACGAUUUGGUAUCGAGAAAAUCUCAAGAGUUCCCGCGUUACUUGGACACGAUUAAAAUCACCGAGCUCGACAUUGGAGAGGACUUCCCUAUAUUCUCUAAUUGUCGCAUACAAUAUUCUCCCAAUUCUAAUAAGAAACGGCUCGAAGCGAAAAUCGACAUCGAUCUUCGUGAUAAACUGACUCUAGGAUUUGAAACCAAACUACUGAUGAACUAUCCGAAAGCAUUCACGGCUGCACUUCCUGUGCAAUUGACUGUAUCAAUUGUACGUUUUCAGGCGUGUUUAACGGUGUCUCUCACCACUGAAGAAGAGUUUUCCUCGACCUCAAAUGGCGCGUUUGACUCUUCCGAUGGCGUGAGCGCAUAUUUCUUGAUGUUUUCCUUUUCACCGGAGUACAAAAUGGAUUUUGAUAUAAAAUCUUUAAUAGGAGCGAGGUCUAAGCUUCAAAACAUUCCUAAAAUAAGUCUCCUUAUCGAGAGUCAAAUCAAAAGGUGGUUUGUCGAGAGGUGCGUCGAGCCGCGGUUUCAAUUCGUUAGAUUACCAAGUAUGUGGCCCAGGAGUAAAAACACUAGAGAGGAGAAGUCAGAAAGCGAGGAUGCACCUGCAAAAGCUGCGGAUUUUAUGCCGUCAUGA
Messenger RNA from Lachancea mirantina, 1362 nucleotides. The record is from the annotation of a GenBank genome assembly. NCBI's taxonomy places the organism in Eukaryota, Fungi, Ascomycota, Saccharomycetes, Saccharomycetales, Saccharomycetaceae.